Miscanthus lutarioriparius is the source of this 654-nucleotide messenger RNA. NCBI's taxonomy places the organism in Eukaryota, Viridiplantae, Streptophyta, Magnoliopsida, Poales, Poaceae. The record is from the annotation of a GenBank genome assembly.
AUGGAAGACGAUAGGAAAAGAACCAGGCUGCGCAAAUCCUUGCAGCUCUACCUCUCCAGGACGCUCAAGAAGAUCCCUCCAAUCCACAUCCCCAGCUCAGCCAUUCCAGCUAACAUCACCAGCGCGCGCCUCCUCUCCACCUGCAGUGCGGACGACAACAGCAAGGACCAAGCGGCGACGCUCUCCGACGUCGACCGCUUCCUCUUCGACAACUUCCGGUCCCUCUACAUACAUGACAACAACGAUCCAUCAUUAUCGGUAGGCACAUCGACAUCAGUCGUCAACGGCACACCACCAACAUCGGAGACGUCAUCUUCCUCAGAAUCGGCCUCAGAAGACAUCAAGGAAGCUAGGUCAGGUGAGGAGGGUGGCGACAGCGCGACCAUAGUGGUCUUCACCAUGGAUCCUUACACAGACUUCCGGAGAUCCAUGCAGAACAUGAUAAAGUUGCACCAUGGCUGCGUAUGUCAGCCAUUGGAUUGGGACUUCCUGGAGGAGCUGCUCUUUUUCUACCUGCAGCUGAAUGACAAGGCUAUGCACAAGCACAUUCUCAGAGCCUUUGCUGACCUGACUGCCGGAACUCACAUGUCCAGUUCAACCCCUGGAAAUGCCCAGUGGGCUAACAAGAGCCUUAGAAGUCGGAAAAAUCACUAG